AUGGCGUUCGGCGUCCUUGACGACCUCCAUUUGGCGUUGCCUCCUGGAAGCUCGAUUCUUAGCGAGUCCGAUAAUGUAACCACGGGAAGUCCCGACAUGGUGGGCUUGAAGAAAGUGGGAAACAUUGUCCUAAUCCCGCAGCCAUCGGAUAGCCCAAACGAUCCAUUGAAUUGGUACGUGCAGCCCUUGACUUGGGCGACCUCGGACUGCUUUGGUAGCAUGUCUGUGAUGCUCACACCGGCUAUUCCCAUAAUCUCGCGUGAGUUCUCCGUCAGCGUCGAUACUGCCUCGACAUGGACAAUUGGCUUGUUGGUUUUCUGGACUGGCUUCACCGCCUCUGUCACGGCAGCCGGUUCAAACGUUAUUGGAAAGCGACCUUUCAUUCUCGGCUCCAUUUUGAUUAUGGUCAUUACCAAUAUUUGGGGUGCCUUCGCGAGCUCCUUCACUUCGUUAGCAGCUCUACGAACCCUACAAGGAAUCGCUUCUGCACCAUACGAAACCAUGGUCACUGCACUCAUCUCCGACAUCUUCUUUCUCCACGAACGGGGCAUGUGGCUCGCCCUUUGGAGCCUAGUUAUAAGUGCUGGAAUUCUGAUUGGCCAGGUUAUCGCCGGCCUUAUCAUUGACAGUCUCAGCUACUCAGCGACCUUCGGUUUUAGUGCACUAGUGUUCGGCAUACUCUUAAUAUUGUCGUAUUUCCUCAUGUUCGAGACAACAUACUCGAAGCCACGGCCUACUGUUGGCCAUACACCAAUGCCCAUGGACACUGAGCAUGUUGAACGACCCGAACCGUAUGCGCGAAAACUACGCAUUUUCCGCUGUCGCGUCUCCAAGGCCAACUUUUUUCGCGACCUGAUCAGUCCGUUUCAGCUGAUGGCCUACCCAGCAGUGCUUUACGGUGCUACAAUUAAUGGCUUCUGCACCGCUCUCGUAAUCGGUACGGGUCUUUUAUCAACAGUCCUCCUGACACAGCCUCCGUACAAUCUCACACCCACGUCCUUGGGCAUCGUCAACAUCGCCCCGUUCCUCGUCGGCCUUUUUGCAGCGCCAGCUGCGGGCUGGAUGGCAGAUGCAGUGGCAAAGAACUUGGCACGGCGCAACGGCGGUGUUUUCGAGCCUGAGUUUCGCAUAUUGCUGAUGGUCAUCGGUGCUCCGAUAUUCAUUGCCUCAUUCAUUGGAUUUGGUGAAAGCGUUGCACGAGGCCACCCUCUACCUAUUGUGCUAGCAUGGUUGGGGGUACAGCAUGCCGGCUUCCCAUUCGUCAUUCAGGCAGCUCUUUCGUAUGUGCUUGACUGUCAUGCUCACGAAUCUAAUCUGGCAUUCGUGGUGAUUGCUUUUUUUAAGGCCAUUUUCUCCUUUAUUGCCACCUCGUUCCUGACUGGGUUCAUGAUCAAGGUUGGAGUGCGGCACUUUUUCUUCGGAGUGGCUGGCGUCACCACGGCAGUGCUGAUGCUAUCACUCCCGGUAUACGUGUACGGGAAGAGGUUCAGGAGUUUUGUGAGUAUAUGUUCCCUUACUACGAACUACGCUGGGCUAAUUUUCUUUGUAGAUGGCGCGGAGUGCAAUUGGUAG
Ilyonectria robusta is the source of this 1572-nucleotide messenger RNA. RefSeq names its product major facilitator superfamily domain-containing protein. The record is from RefSeq and is a predicted model, not a curated record. The coding region runs from base 1 to 1572 and encodes 523 amino acids. Gene Ontology annotation, molecular function: transmembrane transporter activity. Lineage: Eukaryota; Fungi; Ascomycota; Sordariomycetes; Hypocreales; Nectriaceae. Gene Ontology annotation, biological process: transmembrane transport. The transcript has 6 exons.